This is a messenger RNA of Colletotrichum fioriniae, 2799 nucleotides long. The record is from RefSeq and is a predicted model, not a curated record. Lineage: Eukaryota; Fungi; Ascomycota; Sordariomycetes; Glomerellales; Glomerellaceae.
AUGUCUCUGGCCGUCAACGCAAGCCGCUGCGCAAGCGCGACGUUCGGAGCCCCGACACUCCUAGGUGCCAGCAUCCUUGCCGUACAAGCCAACCUAGUCGAGGAUUACAGCUUUGAUGUCCCAAAAGGAUGGGCCUACUCUCAGCCUGCCCUCAACGUUGAGAACGCCACCUUUUGCAACGUCACCGUCACCUACACGCACCCGGGACAGAACGACAUCCUCACAGUCGAGGCGUGGCUACCGCCCGUGGACCAUUAUAACGGCAUCCUGCAGUCCGUCGGCGGAGGCGGCUGGAAUCCCGGUCGCUUCAUUCUCAGCUACGCCGCCAUGAUCAACGCCGUUGCCAAAGGCUACGCGACCGUCACCACCGACGCCGGGAUUCCUACCACCCCUAAUCCCAUUGACUGGCUACUUAAGAGCCCGGGAAGCCUAGACACCAACGCCCUUCAGAACUUUGGUCAGGUCUCCUUGAAUGACGAGCUCAUCGAAAGCCUCUAUGGCAAGCCACCUACGCGAUCCUAUUGGAAUGCCUGCUCCCAAGGCGGCCGCCAGGGCCUCAAAUUGGCGCAGCAAUACCCGGACGCCUACGAUGGCAUUAUGUCGGCCGCCCCCGCCGUCAACUGGGCCGAGUUCUACCUCAACUCGAUCUGGCCUAGCUACUACAUGCUGAAGACCCAGCAGUUUCCGCUCGGGUGCGAACUCGAUGCGCUCACCGCCAUGGCCGUCUCCGCCUGUGACGACCUAGACGGUGUCAAAGACGGCCUCAUCAGUGAUCCCGAGGCCUGUAGAGCAAACUUCAACGUUUCUGCCCAGAUUGGAAAGUCAUUCCAGUGCGCCCAGAUUAAUUCGACGCUCAAUAUCAGCCAAGCGGCCGCAAACGUGGCCAACGCCUCCUGGACUGGUCCCCGUUCCUCGACCGGGAAGUUCAUCUACGACGGGUACGAGAUGGGCAGCGAGCUAUCCGUCAUCGCGCCAACAGAGUGCACUGGCAAGGUCUGCAGGAGCAGCGCCGGCGAGGCAAAUAUAGCUUUUGCAUGGCGGGCUUUUGUCGCCAAAGAUUCUAAUGCGACAGUGCCUAACCUUACGUACACAACAUUUGACAUGAUCCAUCGCGCGACCAAAUUGGUUUUCGCCUCCAAUAUGGAGACCGACGAGGCCGAUCUGAGCGACUUCAGGAACGCCGGGGGCAAGAUCAUUACCUACCACGGACUCGCCGACCAGAGCAUCUCCCCAGGCGGCAGUCUCCGAUACUACAACACUAUCGCUGAUGCCGUGGGCGGUAAUGUUACCUCAUUCUACAAAUACUAUCGCGUCCCCGGUCUCGAGCACUGCUGGGGUGGCAGAGGAGGGCAGCCCGAGACUAUUUUCGCGCAGCUUCGAGCUUGGGUCGAGAACGGGACGGAGCCAGGGUCGUCACCAGUGACUGUGACGCUGCCGGAUGGAUCUUCGCAAGAGCAAGUGCUAUGCCCGUAUCCGCAGAAGGCGAUAUUCGAUGGCUGUGACGAAGUGAAGCCCAAGUGCGGGCAAUGCUCCAAAGCCCUACACAACUGCAGCUUGCAGUCGUCAACACCAAGCUCAGACCUGAACACCCCAGAUUAUGCCUCUCGCGAUGCCCUUCGUCGUGUGAAUAGUUCCCAGAACUCAGAGGCCACCGAGGUUCGACACAAUGAUACACCCCAAGAUGGCUACUCUACCGGUCACAGCCAGCGCCUCCGUGCCCCGGCAGCUUCCUCAUCAUCCGGCACCCCGAGCCACACUUCAUCACCAUGCAGAAACAUAUCAGCCGUCACAGGCUCCUCAGCUCCAGGAGCCUCUCUAGAUGUCCUCGCUACAUGGACUUGGACUGUUGAUGAUCUCGCUCUAAUGCACCACUUCCUGACCUGCCCGGCUCUAGACCAUGGCGACGCAACCCUCUGGCGUCAGAAAGUGCCUCUCCUCGCUUUCGAAAACCACUCCGUCCUCCACCUCCUCCUCGCCGUAUCCGCAUUCCAUCUGGCUACCAUAGAGCCAGGCAAGCGCACGAAGUACCAAGGGCUGGCAGACAAACACUACGAGACCGGCCUGCGCCAGAUAAUGGAAAUCAUGCCCCGCCUCGGCCGCGAGACCGCCGGGGUCCUCUACAUUGCUACCACCCUCGUCUGCACAUGCAGCUUCGCCAAGGGUCCCGCGCCGGAGAAUCUGCUCAUAGUCUCGGACGGCGUUGAGGUGGCCUGGUUCGAGCUGCUCAGGGGCGUCAGGCUUGUCAUCGAAACGGUCGGCUUUGAGGCCAUCUUCUCGGGUGUUCUCGGCCCCAUGCGGUCUGGAGAGGAGCCGCCGCCGAGCAAGGACUCAUCAUUAUCGCGUUCAAGUUCGGCAACUUCAAGAACCGUCAUAUGGGAACCUGCCCUCGGACGUAUCGCACAGCUCAUUGCCGACUCUCAAGAUCCCGAUGAAACAACAUAUAGAAAGAUGAUGGAUCACGUAUCUCUCGCUUUUCAACAGACCUUUGGAACAUCUACAGAGCCCGUCGCCACGUUCGAGGGGAAGAUGGAGGUGAUUAUGGCUUGCAUCUACCGCACCGACGACGACUUCGUACGGUGUCUCAGGGAGAAGAGUACCGUCGCGCUGCUUGUGCUGGGUCACUUUGCCGUACUGGUCAAGACGCUCGAGUGGCUGUGGUACAUGCACGGCUGGGCCGAUCACAUUCUACGAGGCGUUGCGUCGCAUCUAGAUGCUUCAUACUUGGAUUUCCUGCAGUGGCCGAGUGCCGAGAUCAAAAGACUUGACUUCUCUGCAGCCAACGAAAGUAGUCAUUUUUGA